CGAGCCCGCCAGCCGCUUGGAUGAUUUGAUUUCUUCCCUGCCCGAAAUUACUCCUGCCCAGAUGCUGUGGAUAAUAUUCAUGUUGCUGUUAUUCAUCAGCUCCGUGGAAAUGCUCACGCAGAACCGAUGGAAGAAGCAAGUGAGCGCUGGCCUGCUGGAGAACUGCACGGGCUGCGUCCUGUGCUCGGAGGACAACGGCUGCAUCACUUGCCACCACCGGCUCUUCCUGCUCAUCUGGAGGGACGGCAUCCGCCAGUACGGGAUGUGUGUCCACACCUGCCCCCCCGGCUACUUCGGCGUGCGGGGGCUGGAGGUCAACAGAUGCACAAAGUGCAGGUCGCCCAGCUGCGAGAGCUGCUUCAGCAGAGACUUCUGCAUGAAGUGCAAAGACAAGUUUUACUUGCACAAGGGCCAGUGCUUUCGGCAGUGCCCCCCCAGCACCGCAGCGCAGCCUGGCACCCGUGAGUGCCAAGAGAUGUGCGAGCCAGGGCCGUGGAGUGAGUGGAGCACCUGCACCCACGAGGGCCGCACCUGUGGCUGCAAGUGGGGUUUGGAGACGCGGGUCCGGGAGGUGGCAGGGGCUGCCAAGGAGGAGGGGGCCGUCUGCCCCGCGCUGCUGGAGACGAGGAGGUGCCGCAUGAGGAAGCACUGCCCGGGAGACAAAACCGAGCCCAAAAAUAAAGGCAAAAAACGACAGAAGAAGACGAAGACAGAACCACAAGCGGGUACCUAGCAGCACUGGC
Calidris pugnax (ruff) is the source of this 743-nucleotide messenger RNA. RefSeq names its product R-spondin 4 (gene RSPO4). The transcript is spliced from 5 exons. Bases 62 to 733 code for a protein of 223 amino acids. Lineage: Eukaryota; Metazoa; Chordata; Aves; Charadriiformes; Scolopacidae. The record is from RefSeq and is a predicted model, not a curated record.